GCAUCUCCCCCUGUACUGAGCAAGCUCUGAACAUGCAGCUGAUAAAGUCUGCCGGGUCUGUGCUGCUGCUUAUAGUCUGGGGCGUCAGUGCCACUUCUCAGCCAGGAGAGGACCGGCUCCGGCACACACACAACCAGGAUCUAAGUGCGGUGCAGGACGAUCUCCUUGUGAAGCUGCUGUCUGGAUGGAUGGACAACGCAGACAGUAACUCACAAGAGAUUGAUAGAGGCGUUUCCGAUAGUUUGGAGGGCAAGUCAAUAGCACGUUCAUCUGCAAUGAAGCUACCCGACCUCACCAUACGUGAGCGCAAAGCCCCCUGCAAGCAUUUUUUCUGGAAAACCUUCACAGCUUGCUGAAGACAAGGGCCUGGCGCAGAUGUAAAUAACGUGACGUUGUCUGUACGUCCUGUUCUGGCUGCAUCAUUUAUUAAGUAUUUGUUUCAAAUAAAAAUAGAGAAAUUGUCCUGCA
Messenger RNA from Bombina bombina (fire-bellied toad), 468 nucleotides. RefSeq names its product somatostatin-2. The transcript is spliced from 2 exons. Gene Ontology annotation, molecular function: hormone activity. The record is from RefSeq and is a predicted model, not a curated record. Gene Ontology annotation, biological process: regulation of cell migration. The coding region runs from base 33 to 356 and encodes 107 amino acids. NCBI's taxonomy places the organism in Eukaryota, Metazoa, Chordata, Amphibia, Anura, Bombinatoridae. Gene Ontology annotation, cellular component: extracellular region.